Messenger RNA from Dovyalis caffra, 357 nucleotides. Lineage: Eukaryota; Viridiplantae; Streptophyta; Magnoliopsida; Malpighiales; Salicaceae. The record is from the annotation of a GenBank genome assembly.
AUGGAGGCCCUUGUUCGUUCUUUCCAAGUUAAUGACGUUGUAUGGAGGGCAGUUGGCAGGUCAGGAAGCAAGAAUAAUAUGCCUAAUGUUUUUGAGAAAUACGAUCGUAAUUUCUUGGAUGCUAGUUUGAAUGAAGCAUGCCUGGAUAUAACUGAGGUCUGCAAAGAAAGAGGCAUGUCUGGCGGAGAAAUUGCUGAAGAACUUAGAAAAGGCGUUAACGAAGAGACUGGUCUGACAUGUAGUACUGGAUUACUUGCUAAGGUUCUUUCAGCUAUUCCCUUAUUUCAUUGCAGUUUGCUUCCUGCAUGGACUGGCAUCUUCCCUUUUGCACAAGAGAACGGAUGCCUCCAUGGAUAA